UAUUUAUUCAAUCAAUUGCAUGCUAUCUUAACACAAUUUACACAACACAACCAUUCGAUUUCUGUAAUAAAAAGAAAACUAUCUUAGAGAGAUUUUUCAUUUUUUUCUCGGAAAUUAAUAUUUGACGAUCAACAAUCUAGUGCGAAGACGAUCCGAGAGUUAUUUUUUUCUAUUGAUUCUGUGAUGACGGAUAUUUGUUACGAGGACGAAGCGUCGUGGUCUAGCCGGAGGAGGAGGAUCGGCGUUCACCGAUGCAGGAUAUCUCCGUCAGAGAUGCAUCAGACUGCGGCUGCGGCGGUGGAAGAUAAAGAGGUGGUUCAUAAUCGUAAUAAACAGGAGAACGAUAUUAUGAACUGUGCAUCACCACCUUCUCAGAGCUCACCUGAUUCAGAAGCGGGCGAGAGUGUAUUACUUGAUGUGGAGGUUACGAGAGAUGACGUUGACGCUGGUGUUAUCGCAGUUAUUCCGUCUAAGAAAACGGUAAGAGAGACGGAUCCGAGGCCUAGAUACGGCGCCGCAUCGGUGUGCGGUAGGAGAAGAGAUAUGGAGGAUGCGGUUGCGAUUCAUCCGUCGUUUGUUAGGAAGCAAACGGAGUUUUCUCGAGAAAAAUGGCACUAUUUUGGAGUUUACGACGGCCACGGCUGCUCUCAUGUGGCGACGAGAUGUAAAGAGAGGCUUCACGAGAUAGUGCAAGAGGAAGCUCUCUCCGAAAAGAAAGAAGAAUGGCGUAAGAUGAUGGAGCGUAGCUUCACGCGCAUGGACAAUGAGGUUGUUUCUUGGGGCCAAACCGUGAUGAGCGCUAACUGCAGGUGCGAGCUUCAAACGCCAGACUGCGACGCUGUGGGAUCCACAGCUGUUGUCUCCGUUGUUACGCCGGAGAAGAUCAUUGUAGCGAACUGCGGCGAUUCGAGAGCAGUUCUCUGUCGGAAUGGAAAACCAGUUCCUCUAUCCACAGAUCAUAAGCCGGAUCGUCCGGAUGAGUUGGAUCGGAUCCAGAAAGCAGGAGGUCGAGUGAUAUAUUGGGAUGGUCCGAGAGUCUUGGGCGUGUUAGCCAUGUCACGAGCCAUAGGAGAUAACUACUUGAAACCGUACGUGAGUUCGGAGCCGGAAGUUACCGUGACCGACCGCACCGAAGAAGAUGAGUUUCUGAUUCUAGCCAGCGAUGGAUUAUGGGACGUGGUAACAAACGAGGUAGCAUGUGCGAUGGUGCACAUGUACCUUAGCAAAAGAGGUGGCCGUGGAAGGCGGAGAGAGACUCCGGAGUGUGUUGAAGGGAAAGAUGAGGAGGAGAAGGUGGUGCCGGUGGUGGGGUCAAAGAAGAGCGGGAAGAAAGGAGAGAUCGCGGACAAAGCAUGUACGGAGGCGUCAGUGUUGCUGACGAAGCUGGCGUUGGCUAAGCAUGGCAGUGACAACGUAAGCGUCGUGGUCGUUGAUCUGAGAAGAAGAAAAAAUAAUAGACACCUUGUUGGACACUAAGGCCAUGAUUAUCCCUAAGAAACCCAUUAUAAAUUUAAAAAAAAAAAAAAAAAAA
Messenger RNA from Brassica oleracea var. oleracea, 1531 nucleotides. RefSeq names its product protein phosphatase 2C 3. The record is from RefSeq and is a predicted model, not a curated record. Gene Ontology annotation, molecular function: protein serine/threonine phosphatase activity; cation binding. The transcript has 3 exons. Lineage: Eukaryota; Viridiplantae; Streptophyta; Magnoliopsida; Brassicales; Brassicaceae. Gene Ontology annotation, biological process: protein dephosphorylation. Gene Ontology annotation, cellular component: nucleus; cytosol. Bases 184 to 1476 code for a protein of 430 amino acids.